Zingiber officinale is the source of this 1232-nucleotide messenger RNA. RefSeq names its product 40S ribosomal protein SA-like. Bases 103 to 1026 code for a protein of 307 amino acids. Gene Ontology annotation, biological process: ribosomal small subunit assembly; cytoplasmic translation. Gene Ontology annotation, molecular function: structural constituent of ribosome. Gene Ontology annotation, cellular component: ribosome; 90S preribosome; cytosolic small ribosomal subunit. The transcript is spliced from 5 exons. The record is from RefSeq and is a predicted model, not a curated record. Lineage: Eukaryota; Viridiplantae; Streptophyta; Magnoliopsida; Zingiberales; Zingiberaceae.
UGUACCAUCGACUCAUCGACGUUCCCUUUUGCAGCCGUCGGCACUCUGAGGAAAGCACAGUUUGUUUUUCCUUCAAGAGAGUGAGCUUGUGUGUUUGAGACAAUGGCGUCGAGGACCCUUUCGCAGAAGGAGCAGGACAUACAGAUGAUGCUUGCUGCUGAUGUCCACCUCGGUACCAAGAACUGCGACUUCCAGAUGGAGCGCUACGUCUACAAGCGGAGAACUGAUGGUAUCUACAUCAUCAACCUUGGAAAGACAUGGGAGAAACUUCAAUUAGCAGCCAGGGUCAUUGUAGCUAUUGAGAAUCCUCAGGACAUUAUUGUCCAAUCCGCAAGGCCGUAUGGCCAGAGAGCUGUUCUCAAGUUUGCACAAUACACAGGUGCGCACCCUAUUGCAGGGAGGCAUACGCCUGGAACCUUCACGAAUCAGCUGCAAACUUCAUUUAGCGAACCACGCCUUCUAAUCCUAACUGAUCCUAGAACCGACCACCAGCCUAUCAAGGAAUCUGCUCUUGGCAACAUUCCAACAAUUGCCUUCUGUGACACUGACUCUCCAAUGCGAUAUGUGGAUAUUGGGAUCCCAGCUAACAAUAAGGGAAAACUCAGUAUUGGCUGUCUUUAUUGGUUGCUGGCUAGGAUGGUUCUGCAGAUGCGCAGUACUAUUCCUCCUGGCCGGAAAUGGGAAGUAAUGGUUGAUUUGUUUUUCUACAGAGAUCCUGAGGAAGCUAAGGAACAAGAAGAAGAGGAAGCUCCAGUUGCUCCUGAUUUUGGUGCAGUUCCUGAUUAUGGUGCCAUGGUACCCAAUGAAAAAUGGAUUAGUGAACCGUGGGUACCCGAGGCAGGAGCUGCACCUGUCGCCGAGCCUCCAAUUCCCGGUGUCGAGUGGACUGCUGCUCAAGCCCCUGUAGCUUCUGAUGGAUGGGAUGUCGCUGCUCCUCCUCCUCCUCUGGAGGGUGCUGUUGCCGCUGCUCCUGUUCCUUCCGGUUGGGAGGCGGCUCCUCCUGUCGCUCCCCAAGGCUGGGAGUAACCGAGCUGAAACGCCAGUGCCUCAUUGAUUUCACUGCAAGAGUUUGAAUUUUGUUUAGUUGGUACAUUUUGUUUGGACUUGAAAGCCUCAAGACAAUUUGGCCAUGUUCUAGUCUUUUGUUUCAUUUUCCUUUUUAUCUUUGCAACAGAUCUUAUGCAUUUCAUUAUUUAAUCAAUUCAGAAUUGUUCUCGAGAAGUUUAUAUUAA